Ilyonectria robusta is the source of this 165-nucleotide messenger RNA. RefSeq lists its product as uncharacterized. The record is from RefSeq and is a predicted model, not a curated record. Lineage: Eukaryota; Fungi; Ascomycota; Sordariomycetes; Hypocreales; Nectriaceae. The transcript has a single exon. The annotation marks the transcript as partial.
GAGGAGCAUACAGAGUGUCAGAAUUCGGAAUGCUAUGCUGACGUGCAAGCGGAUCCUUCCGAUGACAACAUGUGGACAGAUGUGCAAUAUGUUACACAGAAGUUUAUCCAGCAGUUUCUGGUUGGAAUCCGUGGUUGCAGCGCUCAGGAGCAUCGAGAAGCUCUU